Balaenoptera acutorostrata (minke whale) is the source of this 1670-nucleotide messenger RNA. RefSeq names its product chromosome 6 C9orf78 homolog (gene C6H9orf78). The record is from RefSeq and is a predicted model, not a curated record. Gene Ontology annotation, biological process: mRNA splicing, via spliceosome. The coding region runs from base 113 to 967 and encodes 284 amino acids. Gene Ontology annotation, cellular component: spliceosomal complex. The transcript has 10 exons. NCBI's taxonomy places the organism in Eukaryota, Metazoa, Chordata, Mammalia, Artiodactyla, Balaenopteridae.
GGCCGGGCCGGGCCGGGCAGGGGUCGGCGCUCUGAUCUCACUGCUGAGCGCCGGAAGUAUCCUAGAUCUCAGCGCAGGGGCUCGGCGGUUAGACCGUGGGGCUGGCGCGACUAUGCCGGUCACCGGGAAGACUUUCCGCCGGCGCCGGGCCGACUCGGAGUCGGAGGACGAUGAGCAGGACUCAGAGGAGGUUCGAUUAAAACUGGAAGAGACCCGAGAGGUGCAGAACUUGAGGAAGAGGCCCAACGGGGUGAGUGCUGUAGCCCUGCUGGUGGGAGAGAAGGUACAAGAAGAGACCACUCUAGUGGAUGAUCCCUUUCAGAUGAAGACAGGCGGGAUGGUGGACAUGAAGAAACUAAAGGAAAGGGGCAAAGAUAAGAUCAGUGAAGAGGAAGACCUCCAUCUGGGGACGUCAUUUUCUGCAGAAACCAACCGAAGGGACGAGGACGCGGACAUGAUGAAGUACAUUGAGACGGAGCUGAAGAAGCGGAAAGGGAUCGUGGAACACGAGGAACAGAAAGUUAAGCCGAAGAACGCAGAGGACUGCCUUUACGAACUGCCGGAAAACAUCCGGGUCUCCUCAGCAAAGAAGACCGAGGAGAUGCUGUCCAACCAGAUGCUGAGCGGCAUCCCGGAGGUGGACCUCGGCAUCGACGCUAAAAUAAAAAAUAUCAUUUCCACGGAGGAUGCCAAGGCCCGUCUGCUGGCAGAGCAGCAGAACAAGAAGAAGGACAGUGAGACAUCCUUUGUGCCCACCAACAUGGCUGUGAAUUACGUGCAGCACAACCGAUUUUAUCACGAGGAGCUCAAUGCUCCCAUACGGAGAAACAAAGAAGAGCCCAAAGCCCGACCGUUGAGAGUGGGUGACACGGAGAAGCCGGAGCCUGAGCCAACAUCCAGCAGUGCCCCUUUCCCAUGUGCUCACCAGCACCAGGCGGUGUCAUCUUUCUCAUCAACAAUGGGAUGAUUCUACGGAAAUGCUAAAUUUGCUGAGGGUCCCCUCCCAACCGCAAGCGUCCUGCUAACGAGAAGGCCACGGAUGACUAUCACUACGAGAAGUUCAAGAAGAUGAACAGGCGGUACUGAGGGAGGCUAAAGGGGAGAGGUGCAAAGUGGGAUGUAAAUAGUGUCGUUCACUCCCUUUAUCCCCCUGAUAAAAGGCUUCCUGGAGAGAAGCCUGCUCAUUGGCUAGCAGACAGUUCCCAAAACAGACUCUAUCGGUCCUGCUGCUUACCUGCUGGAUUUUUCAGGCACUGAAUUUGUAACCUUUUGAAACAAUGUGUAGUUUUCCUAUUUGGGGACAAACUCUAUUCUUGAGAGCAUUAUUAAAUCUCGUUUGUAAAUAUGUUGACUUUCUCCUAAUAUUUGCCCUGGGUCAGGAGGAAACAGUUGUGUGUUUCAGGGUGAGAUAAUACCCUUUAGAUUGUGGUUUUAUUAUUAUUAUAUAUGCAAUCAUGUCUCCUAUUUUCAAGUAUCUGGAGUGGGGUUCUGAAAUGCAUCCUUCACUGUUUACAGUGGAUCCAGCUGACAGCAGAAAAAUCUAGGUUGAGAUCAAAGGGACACUAGUAUUUUCUGACUUUCACAAAGUUAUCUGUUUCUUUUCAUUAUGAAAGAAAAAACAAUUUCUAUCACUUUUAGCACUUAAGUAUUAAAUAUGAAAUGGACCCAGC